Molecule: messenger RNA, 2629 nt
Organism: Solanum stenotomum
Lineage: Eukaryota; Viridiplantae; Streptophyta; Magnoliopsida; Solanales; Solanaceae
Product: protein WHAT'S THIS FACTOR 9, mitochondrial
Exons: 2
Coding region: 23-1840 (605 amino acids)
Molecular function (GO): RNA binding
Source: RefSeq, a predicted model, not a curated record
CAGCAGUAGCAGUCUCCAAAUUAUGUACAUGCAUUUCCUCCUCCGUCGAACGCACCACCACCAGCGUCAACAAUGGCGGACACUAUUCGACGAUGCCCUUUCCAUCAAACAUGUAAGAGAUCGUGGAUUGGACCACGCUGUCGAAAGAGAAAAGAAUCUCAAACCACUUCUCAACAUCAAGAAUCUUAUCAAAUCUGAACCAUCGAAAUCUAUUCCCUUAAACAUCAUCACACAAUCUAAAGAUACUCUACAAAUCCCAUCUCGCCCCAUUGAGUUUAUCCGAAAAUAUCCUUCAAUUUUUCAAGAAUUUUUCCCUGCUAGCAUAAACAUACAUCCCCAUAUCAAGUUAACCCCAGAAAUUCUCAGUAUUGACUCAGAUGAAGAGCUGUUCUAUCAAAGUGUGAGUUACAAAGAAGAUGUUGCAGAUAGGCUUUUGAAGAUUUUGAUGAUAGGUAAAAUUAAUAAAAUUCCUUUACAUGUUAUUGAUAAGCUUAAAUGGGAUUUGGGUUUGUGUAAUAAUUUUGUGGAUACUAUAGUACCAGAAUAUCCGGAUUAUUUUCAGGUGAAUAAUGAGUCAAUGUUGGAGUUAGUUUGUUGGAGUCAUGAACUUGCUGUUUCCUUUUUGGAAAAACAAGCAGUGAAAUGUGAAAGUGAGGAUUUGUUAGUUAAGUUUGAUUUGAAGUAUUUGAAUGGGUUUGAGAUGGAUAAGAAGUAUAAGAAAUGGGUUGAUGAAUGGAAAAAAUUGCCUUAUAUUUCGCCAUAUGUGAAUGUAAAGAAUCUUCCUGAAAAGAGUGAUGAAGCUGAUAAGUGGGCAGUGAUAAUUUUGCAUGAAAUUCUUAGUCUUUGUGUUGGGAAGAAGGCGGAGAAAGAUAAUUUGCUUUUGAUAGGAGAGUAUUUGGGACUUCGUUCUAGGUUUAAGAGGGCAUUGUUGUUGCAUCCAGGGAUAUUCUAUGUGUCAAGUAAGAUCGACACACAUACUGUGGUAUUGAAGGAGGGCUAUAAAAGGGGAAUGUUAAUUCAGAAGAACUCGUUGGUAGAACUGAGGUCUAAGUAUGUUUAUCUCAUGAACAAGGUUAUGGAGGAUAAAAAAUUGAAAGAAGUGCAGCAAAAAGGUAGUCAUGAUCUGAAAGAAGGUGAUGCAAAGGAAACUGAUGUUGAUAAUGAAGAUGAAGAAGAAAAAGAUUAUGAUGAGGACUCUGAUGAUGUGCAUAAUGACUACCAUGAUGAUGAGACGGACAAUGAGGCUAGAGAUGUGAAGCAUAGCCAAAGAGUAAACUCGAGGACAAGAGUUGAUGAUAGAAACUCGAUGACAAGAGAUGAUGAUAGGAAGCCUAGCCGAAGAUUAAAUUCGAGGACAAGAGUUGAUGAUAGAAACUCGAUGACAAGAGAUGAUGAUAGGGAGCCUAGCCGAAGAUUAAACUCGAGGACAAGAGUUGAUGAUAGAAACUCGAUGACAAGAGAUGAUGAUAGGAGGCCUAGCCGAAGAUUAAACUUGAGGACUAGAGAUUAUGAUAGGAAUACUUCAGCUACCUCUCCGAGGACAUCCUUGGGGAGAAAUCAAAAUAGAGAUGUGGAAAGGCCAUCAAGAAGAUCGUCUUGGAGAGCAGAAAAUAACAGUGAGCAAGAUGCUCGAUCAAGAUAUGGGGACAGAAAGCUUCCAAUAAAUUCAUUGAAGACUUCGGCAGGAAGAAGUUCCAACAGAACCAACGAAAGAGUCUCUCGAUCUCCUAGGAGGGUGGAGACUAAUGAUAAUCAAUAUGCUCACCGGAGACCAAGUAACAAAUUUGAUCUUCAUAGAAACCGGGGAACAUCUGAACAGAGGAGGAAUUCCACACCAUGAAAAGCUAUUCGCUCUGUGAAGGCAUUGCAUAAUAGGCUUGCUUUUGAUAGUUUUAGGUUUGUCAGUUGUCACUCACAAUUGUUGGUCCUGAAUCUAGAGAUUAUAAUAUUGGAUGGUUAGAUCCAAAAAAGAAACUGCAAAGUAUUAGGUGGUAAGAAACACAUGAUAGUUUUCACAAUUAGUGUUAAGAGUCAAUUGUGAAACCAAGAAAAACACCACAAAAACCAGGCAAAGUGGGCAAUGGCAGUAGCAUUUAGGCUGUAAGUAGCAAUAAAAUCCAUCAUGCAUCUGCAGAUGGACUGUUGAGUCUAAAUGGUAGUAGCGCUAGCUAUAUUACUUAGGGUCGUCAUAGCAACGCAGCAUGGUGCACCAGGAAUGGGAUCUGGUGUGCCAUAGUUCACGAAGUUGGCGCACAUUGAUACCGUUGUCAUUGUACUGUUUUAGUGCGAAUUUGGUGCUACUGUUUUGGUGCAAUUUUGGGGUCUGUUUUUGGUGUUUUUAUCGUGCAGUUUUUGGUGCAGUUCCAACUCUUUUCUGGUGGUUUUGUUGGUGCAAGUCUAAUGUUGUUUUAGAGGUGAUUCUGAUGCUACUGUUUUGGUGUAAUUCCAAUGCUGUUUUGAUACUUUUUUGGUGUAAAUUUAGUGCAGUUUUGGAUCUUUUCUGCUGCUGUUUUGGUGCAACUUUAGGGUUGUAGCAGUGUGAAUCUAGUCUAACUGUUUUGGUGCAUUUCCGGUGCUAUUUUGAUACUUUUCUAGUGCAAUUCUGGUGUUGUUUUGAAGAACUUUUGGU